This is a messenger RNA of Panicum hallii, 801 nucleotides long. RefSeq names its product MADS-box transcription factor 20-like. The transcript has 9 exons. Gene Ontology annotation, molecular function: DNA-binding transcription factor activity, RNA polymerase II-specific; RNA polymerase II cis-regulatory region sequence-specific DNA binding; protein dimerization activity. The coding region runs from base 1 to 801 and encodes 266 amino acids. Gene Ontology annotation, biological process: positive regulation of transcription by RNA polymerase II. Gene Ontology annotation, cellular component: nucleus. The record is from RefSeq and is a predicted model, not a curated record. Lineage: Eukaryota; Viridiplantae; Streptophyta; Magnoliopsida; Poales; Poaceae.
AUGGCGCCCACCGCGGCAGGCGCCGCGGCCAACCGCCGGUUGACAGCGGCGGCCGCGCAUGCAGCUGCCCGCGGGCGCGGGAAGGUGGAGGUGUGGCGGAUCGAGAACAGCGUGAGCCGGCAGGUGACGUUCUCGAAGCGGCGGCGCGGGCUGGCGAAGAAGGCGCGCGAGCUCGCCGUGCUCUGCGACGCCGACGUCGCGCUGCUCGUCUUCUCCGACAAGGGCAGGCUCCACGACUUCGCCGCGCACGACGGCAGCAUGGAGCGAAUCCUUGACCGAUAUGAGAGGUAUUUACUAUGUGAAGGUGGGGAUGUGAUGGAAGACCGCCCUGAAGAAACGCAGGGCAACAUGAGCUAUGAUCACAUCAAGUUGAGGUCCAAAAUUGAGGCUCUGCAGAAGAGCCAAAGGAAUCUGAUGGGGGAGCAACUUGAGUCCCUGACAUUCAGAGAGGUGCAGCAGCUUGAGCACCAGAUAGACAGCGCUCUGAGGAGCAUCAGAUCCAGGAAGGACCACGUCUUGCUCAACUCGAUCGAGGAGCUCCGAAAGAAGGAAAGGUUUCUGAUGGAACAAAAUACUCUUCUUGAGAAGGAGAAGGCUGCAUUAUUGGAUCCAUCCCUGCACGCCAAGAACAGCCCAGCUUCCUCUACAUCAGCAGAAGGCGCCGCCGUUCCCAACCUGAACAUCUGUGCCGCCGACUCCGACGACGAGCCAGCACCACCGCCGGCGGCGCCACAUGGAGCGGCGACCGGUUUGCCGUGGUGGCUGCUCCGUCCGCCUGCCUCUGGCCAACGCGGCGGCUAG